Messenger RNA from Conger conger (European conger), 4703 nucleotides. It is a transcript of the gene acox1, whose product is annotated as acyl-CoA oxidase 1, palmitoyl. Lineage: Eukaryota; Metazoa; Chordata; Actinopteri; Anguilliformes; Congridae. Gene Ontology annotation, biological process: fatty acid beta-oxidation using acyl-CoA oxidase; very long-chain fatty acid metabolic process; lipid homeostasis. The coding region runs from base 441 to 2423 and encodes 660 amino acids. The record is from RefSeq and is a predicted model, not a curated record. Gene Ontology annotation, molecular function: FAD binding; fatty acid binding. The transcript has 14 exons. Gene Ontology annotation, cellular component: peroxisome.
GCAGCGCUAGCUACCCAAUAACUGUUCUUUGGUAACGUUAGCUACAAUACUCCAUCAACAGCAAUUCAUUUGCCAGUUUAAAACAGUUUCUAUUUAAUACGAGUACAGCAUAGAGAGGUUAUAAUUUACUUAAAUUCAUAUCGUACACACCGUGACAUUAGCGGCUUCACUUCAGAAUUUUGUUCACCUGCGGAACUGGUGGCCUAAUUUUGAAGGUUGUUUUCUAAACCACGCCUAAUCAAUGACGUUUGCUUUUUUGACGUUUAGCUUUCGUGAGCGCAUUGGAGGUGGUUUAGCUAGCUAUCUAACUGUUAUAUUCUACUUUCCUGGGCCGCAGAGCAUAGUAGCUUAUUUUCCUAAAGAAACCAGGAAGUUUUGGUAACGUUACCGAACCUGUAUCAGUAGCUACACACCAUAGUACGAUUCGACAUUCGUCAGAUAUGAAUCCAGAUAUUCGAAGAGAACGAGAGAAUGCUAGUUUCAACGUGGAUAUACUCACAAAUAUUAUAGAUGGCGGUCCAGAGAAAACUCGAAGGAGGAGAGAGAUCGAGACUCUGGUGAUCAGCGAUCCAGACUUUCAGCAUGACGAUAUCAAUUUCAUGUCGAGGAGUGAGCGAUACGACGCUGCCGUGAAGAAGAGCGCACAGAUGAUCAUGAAACUGAGAGAAUAUGGCAUCUCUGACCCAGAGGAGAUUUAUUGCUACAAGAGCUGUGUGCAGCGUGGGCGAUCCGGGCCCCUGGAACUGCACCUGGGGAUGUUCCUCCCUACCCUGCUGAACCAGGCCACACCCGAGCAGCAGGACACCUUCUUCAUGCCUGCCUGGAACCUGGAGAUCAUCGGCACCUAUGCUCAGACAGAGAUUGGCCACGGGACCCAUAUCCGUGGUCUGGAGACGACUUCCACCUAUGACCCAUCCACCCAGGAGUUUGUUCUGAACAGCCCCACGAUCACCUCCAUUAAGUGGUGGCCAGGAGGAUUGGGGAAGACCUCGAACCACGCGAUCGUCCUGGCGCAGCUGCACACCCAAGGAAGAUGUCACGGCCUGCAUGCCUUCAUAGUGCCCAUCCGCUGUAUGAAGACUCACAUGCCUCUACCAGGAGUUGUGGUGGGUGACAUCGGGCCAAAAUUUGGCUUUGACGAGGUAGACAAUGGCUACCUGAAGCUGGAGAAUGUGCGAAUCCCUCGGGAGAACAUGCUGAUGAAAUAUGCGAAGGUGGAGCCUGACGGGACCUAUCUGAAGCCUCCCAGUGACAAGCUGACCUAUGGCACCAUGGUGUUCAUCCGCUCCAUGAUUGUGGGAGAUUCGGCCCGCGCCCUGUCCCAGUCCUGCACAAUCGCCAUCCGCUACAGCGCUGUGCGGCACCAGUCUGAGCUGCGACCGGGUGACCCUGAGCCCCAGAUCAUGGACUACCAGACCCAGCAGUACAAACUCUUUCCUCUGCUGGCCACUGCCUACGCCUUCCACUUUGUGGGUCAGUACAUGGGCAAGACUUAUCAUCGCAUCGCCGGUGACAUCAGCCAGGGUGACUUCAGCGAACUGCCUGAGCUGCACGCUCUGUCGGCGGGACUGAAGGCCUUCACCACGUGGACGGCCAGCGCCGGGAUCGAGGUCUGUCGCAUGUCCUGCGGGGGCCACGGCUUCUCCCACUGCAGUGCCCUUCCCGCCAUCUACGUCAACUUCACCCCCACCUGCACCUACGAGGGCGAGAACACGGUCAUGAUGCUGCAGACUGCCCGGUACCUGGUGAAGAGCUACACUCAGGCCAGCGCAGGCCAGCGGCUGAGUGGCAUGGUGUCCUACCUGAACCAGUCCUCCACCCGACUGCAAGCCCAGUCCGUCUCCGCUCGGCCCACCGUGCUGGACGUCCGCGACCUCGCCAGCCUGGUGGAGGCCUACAAACUUCGGGCUGCCAGGCUGGUCGGAGCUGCAGCCAGGAACCUGCAGAUGGAAAUGCAGCACAGCAAGAGGAAGGAAGAUGCCUGGAACAACACCUCUAUUGACCUGGUCAGGGCAUCGGAUGCCCACUGUCAUUAUGUGGUGGUGAGGUUGUUUGCAGACAAACUGGGGGAGGUGGGCGACACUGGGGUUCACUCUGUCCUCAAUAACCUCGCCCUGCUCUACGCCUUGCAUGGAAUCACCCAGCACUCAGGGGACUUCCUACAGGCUGGCCUGCUGAGUGUUCCCCAGCUGUCCCAGAUCUCCCAGCGGGUAAAGGAGCUCCUGUCCCAGCUGCGGCCCAAUGCCGUGGCCCUGGUGGACGCCUUCGACUACCAUGAUGAGAUGCUGAACUCCUCCCUGGGCCGCUACGAUGGAAACGUCUACGAGCACAUGUUCGAGUGGGCCAAAAAGUCCCCCCUCAACCACACAGAGGUUCAUGAGUCCUAUCAUAAAUAUCUGAAACCCCUGCAGUCCAAGCUGUGAGGUGCUGAUGGUUGGCUCCCAGAAAUGCAUACAAUCGCAGCAGUAUACUAACCACAUGCUUUCAAAUAUUUCGCUUGGGUAAAUUUGUUUGUAAUUAUCUUGAAAAUGGUCAAUUUUCCACACCUGUUUUUUCCACAACUGAAGAUUGAAGAGUGUAAAUAAGACAUGGUUGAAGAAUACAAUGGAGUAACUGACUGAAUGUGUAGAGAUGAGCUCCCGAUUAAUUUUUUAUAUCGGGUACCGAUGCCUUCUGCAGGGGCCGACGACACACACACCAUGCAGACUGUUCCCCUGACUCUCUUGGCUUGGUGUAUUUCUGGCUUCAAAAAUGCUUACCUUUUAUUGUUUUUGCCGAUAAUAGAAAUCAUAUGUCCAGUCCAUUUACUACUUUCUUUAGCACUAAAUAACUUUUGGAGUGCUACAGAUUUGUAGUGCAUGUUAAAGCUGCUGUUGGUAACUUUUUAUUUUUUAUUUAAUUUUUUCUUUUUUAAUGAAAUAACGGUCAUUCGACGUAUAACUAGAUGUAUUGAGAGACAGAGUUACUCUGAAUGGUGGAUAAACAUUGGAUAAUUCAGAAGGUGGUGACGGCUUCAGGAGAAGUUGGAGUUGAGACCAAUGCAGAGCUAACGUUAUAAGUACGUGAAGUUAGGCAGUUUGCGUGUAGCCAUUUAUCACCUUUUGCAGUACACCAUUGUUUGUCUGGGAGACCUGUCACAACGCCCUCCUCCUUAUUUUAUUCAUCAAUUUUUAUUUUGUCUUAUUUGACUUGAAUCGCUAGAUUUUUUUGAUCUGUAUUUUCUUUAUUUUUAUUUUUCAUAAAAAGCACAUUGUGUUACAGAUUUGUAUGAAAUGUACUCCGUAAAUAAAGCCUGAUUGAGUGGCUGAUUAGGAUAUAGUCACUCGCCUUUAGUGACUAGUGACAUCAUAAGAUAAGACAAUUGUAUCAUUGUAAGCCAGAGGUGCAUCCAGAGGAACAGGAUGGAUGGUGAUCAGAAUAGAGCCACACUACUGCCGGACAUUAAGAGUCUGUGUAUUGUGUAACUGUUAGUUCUGUACAGAGGAAUGGUUAACGUGUCAUUUUGGAGUGAUGCCAUUCAAUCUGUAAUCCUGCAGGGGGGUGGGGGUGUAUGCAGGGCUGUUGAGAAUUUAAGUCACCAACUGCAGCUUUAAGUCUUUAUUCAUUUAAGAUUUAUUCUGCUGUAGAAUGUUAGUGAUAAUGAUUAUUGUUUUAUGCGUUGAUUUAGAUGUUGAUUUUGAUCAAUAAAAAUACUGAUUUAUUAUAAUUGUGUGGAGACAAAGGAAAACAGUUGUGCCUUGAAUGUGGAUGAGCAUUACAUGUGUAAGGGUAAUACAGAAUCAUGAUUGCACUGCCUGUGUUGUGAGUGGGUUACAGCACAGAAAUCGGACCAUCCAUUUGUGAGACCUUAAUGUGUUCUGUGGACACCACAGUAUACAGUAUAAAUAAUAAUAAUAAUAAUAAUAAUACUACAUAAAAAUAGGGGUGAAUGGCUUGCACACUGGAUUGUGGAAGAAUAAUAUAUUGGGUAUAUUGGGUAUUUUAGUCUAAGGCCUCACUGGAUUAAAACCUGUCUGUAGAUAGUGUAAGAACAAAAUGAUUGCAAAUUCAUAUACAGGCAUGUUGCUUAUUGUGUACAAUAAGGCAAUUCCAUGGUAAACAAUGUUACAAAUACAGUAUAUUUGCAUAGUAAAGUCCAAUAGAGCUACACAAGAGACUGACAGGGUUAUUUGCUUCUGAUGGUGAUAGAAGCUUAUAACUAUUAUGUAGCUGAAUAGACCCUUUUCACUCAAAUAUCUGGCUGUUGUAAUGUCUGUUACUAUGGUAUUGCCCAAGAUAUGAAUCUGGUAAAUUUGCUUUUGGGUGUUCUUUUUACAACUGGCUGAUGCAGUCAGUUACUGGAGUAGACUAACAAAUGUAAAAACCAUGGUUUUACUGAAUCAUUGGUCACAUUCUUGGUGAAGAACAUCUGCCUGAUUAUGUAAAUGCUAAUAUCUGAUUGUUUUUAGUUGUUAUUCUUUAUUUGUGUGAGAGACUUUACUGAUCAGUAGUACAAGUUGUUUGGCAUGGAUUCUCACUGUUCCAAUGUGCCUGUUUGCCAAUUCUUUUUUUUUGUUUUGUACAAGAAUAAUAGCUUUAAUCGUGUAAAGUAGAAAUAAAGAUUGAUUAUAUAAUUAAGUACACAUGCUUUUAACCCUUUGUUAAUUGUUAUUGUAUACAUGUCACAUUAAUUUGUUAUUAAUAAAGGAAAAGUGACUUGACAA